Molecule: messenger RNA, 484 nt
Organism: Solanum verrucosum
Lineage: Eukaryota; Viridiplantae; Streptophyta; Magnoliopsida; Solanales; Solanaceae
Exons: 3
Coding region: 45-317 (90 amino acids)
Source: RefSeq, a predicted model, not a curated record
UAUAUAAAAAGUUCUUUUUUAGUAGUCUCUUUGCCAUUGAGAUCAUGAAGGCUAGUUUCAUUUGCAUUUUCUUGAUUUUCCUCCUCAUUGAUCCUUGUUCUUCUUCAGGGAAAAUGGAUUUAUUAAAGAUGGAUUCAGAAAUAUAUGAAAUUGAUUAUAGAGGUCCAGAAACUCAUUCUUAUAUUCCUCCACCAAAAGGAUCAAGGGGAAAACAUAAUUUUCAUCAUCAAAACAUGAUGUUAAAACAUCAUCGCAAAUUCAAAGGAUUGAAAGUUAGUAAACCUGAAGAAAUUAGUGGGAAGAAAAUUCAUGGAUGAAUUUAAAAGAAAUUUGAUGUGUUUGUUUUUGGAAAUUUGGAUGAACAAUCAAGAAGAGUGUUUCUGCAGUUUGGAGAUACAUAUUAAAUGAAUUAGAAUGUGAUUUAAUUUUAUUUUUUUCAUUUAUAAUAUAUCUCCCAAUAUUUUUGUAUAAAUGAGGCUUGUGA